UGGAAAUACGGAAGGUUGCUAACCAACUUGGCUAACUAAUGCUAGCUAUGUUCGCUAACGUCAAGGGCUAACUUGCCAGCUAGCCGGAAUUAGUAGGCAUAUUAACACCUGGCGUUAAUAAUACUAGACAACGGCUAAGAAUGGAGAGAGACCGAGGUUUUAACUUCAAACUUUUGGUGCCUCCCAGAGUGAAUAAUGGACAGAUAUCUGCUGUUAGACCUCAGGAAAGUUUCGAGAACUGUGGUGAUUUCAUCAAUACACCUAAGCCAGGCUACACUAAAUGUUUUGACAAAGAACAAAGCGUGCCUUUUCCCAGCACAGGUGUGUUUGCAGCAACUAAACCAACCAGACAAGGUAAUAUUCCCAAGAUGAAAGUUGUGCCACCAUUGGAAAAGGAUGAGAAUAACGGCAAUCCUGGACAACUUUAUUCCAAACUGCUUGAUGAAGUUGAGAAAAUAAAAUUUUGGAAGGUCAAAGUUGACUCUGAUGUGGUACAAAAGGAAAGGAGACUCCAAGAAAACAAAACAACAAUUGAAAGUCAGCGCAAAGUCAUUCAAGAAUUGCAGUUUGAAAAUGAAAGGCUCAGCAUAAAGCUGGAGGAACAGAUCAGUGAAGCGGAGGAUCUGAGGAACAAAAACAGCACAACCAGGAACUUGUGUAAUCUUCUCAAAGAUACUUUUGAGAGGUCAUCUGAGAAAAUGCUUUUAUUUGAAUCUGAAAGAGAGGAAACACAUCACCUCUUCUUAGAAAAUAAUGAGGGUAUUCAGAAACUGAUUGCUGCAUUUGAAAGCCUUCGUAUUCAAGCAGAAGCUGAUCAGCAAGAAAUGCAGAGAGUUAAAAAGGGCUUGCUGCAAAUUGAAGAACUAAAAGAGAAAUGCCAUCAAGAAUAUAACAUGAAGGAGAAAGAGGUUGCAGUGCUUCAGACAAAACUUAUGGAUAAGGAAAAUGAACUACAAAACGUCCUGCUUAAUCUUUAUGAAACCCAAAACCAUUGCAAACAACUUCAAGAGACAGCAAAUGAACAGUGUGAACUUCUCAGAAGCUUGAAAACUGAGCAAGAGUCUCUUCUUCAAAAACUGCACCUUGCUGAACAGUGUUGUAAGGAAACUGAGAAAACUCGGGAAGCUAUUUCUGCAGCCCUGGAGCAGAGUAAAGAAGAAUAUGUACAGAUCAUUCAAACAAAAGACCUCGAUUUGCAGGAGCUCAGCAGAGUUAAAAAUCAACAGGCAGAGAAGCUGGAGCAGAUUCAGACAACCAUUCAGGAGCUGCAGAAAUCACUAGCUCUAGAGAUACAGAGGAGCAAGGAAAUUGAGGAUAAACUCUUGGAAAACCACAAGGAACUUGAAAUGACAAAAUCACUUUUAGGAGAGACCAUGGAGCAGAGUGCAAAGAAAGAUGGGCAGAUCCAAAUUCUUGAAGAUGAACUGGACAUAAAAUCUAAAUCCUAUGAGUCCAUGAAGAGUAAGAUUGACAUAACUGAAGUCAGAGUGGGGGAACUCGCAGCUGAGCUUUCAAGGAAAAGUGAAGAAGCCCAGAAAUUUAAGCAUGAAGCAGAGAUGGCCUUUGAUAAAAAUGAUCUACUGAAAAAGGAUUGUGAAGCUGCUGAAAAGGCACGAGAGAAUUUACAGAAGAUGUCUACCUUGACUCAGAUCAAAGUGCAGGAGCUGGAAGGACAAUUACUAACUGAAAUGAAUAAAAAUAAAGAGCAGACUUUUCAGAUGGAGCAACUGAGGAAAGACAUCGCACAUCAGAAAGUAAAAUAUGAGGAGCUCUUAACCAACUUUAAUGAGCUUAAGUCAGAGAAGAUGGCCAUUCAGCAGCAGUUUGACAGCGGAUCCUCUUAUGUGAAAACUAUUGAGGCAAACAUGAAGGUGAGUGAGGAGAAGACUGUGAAGUUCACAACCAUAAUUCAAGGACUGGAAAAGGAAAACCAGUGUUUACAAGAGGAGGUAAACUCUAUUAAAAACCAUUUCCAAGGGAAAUGUCAGGAAACAGAGAGUCUUGAGAAGAAAAUUGAAGAAAAUUGUGAACAAAUGAGAAAGGACAUCACAGAAAAAGAAAAACGGAUCAAAGCUGUAGAAACAAAGCUGUGCAAACUCAGGAAGAAAAUUGAAAUGACACGUAAUGCCCAGGAGAAAUAUCAGAAAGAGAAUAAAAUGCUCAAGAAACAAAUAGCAAAGGAGACUAUGAAAUCCAGUCAACUUGAAACUAUGAUAAAGAGUCUUCAUGAGGAGUCCCAGAACAUUAAAAGACUAAAUGAAGAAGACCAUCAGAAGUUGCUUAAAGAGCUUGAGUCCAAAUCAGCCUUCACAGCAGAUCUUGAGAAUGAGGUAAAAAAGCUCCGAUUAACAGAAGCAGAGGCCAUCAAGAACAAGGAAGAUGCAGAACUCAGGUGUCAACACAAGAUAGCAGAUAUGGUCACACUGAUGGAAAAACAUAAGAGCCAGUAUGACCGGACGAUUGAAGCAAAGGAUGCAGAGCUUGAAGAGAACAAAAAGAAAGAGAUGGAGGCUGUUGCCCAGAGGAACUCACUGGAGUUGGAUCUCUCGAAGCACAAAAAAGAAAAUGAUCAGCUGAAGAAACUGCUGAAGACAGAAACAACAGAGAAGGAAAACCUACAGAAGGAGCUGACUGAUCUGAAGGAAGAAAUCUUAUCAAAGAAAGUCUCUCCACUGUCAGAAGCAAAGAACAAGCAGUCACCUGCCCUGGACUAUAAACAAGGGUGGUGUUCAGAAACUCCCAAAGAGAGCUCUUCAAAGAGACACAUGUUUGACUUCUCCAAAACCAGGAAAAUCCCCUUGUACAGCGAAGAUGAUGGGAGUGCUGCAGUUAUGAAGAUAGCUGAUAUUCACACUGAAGACCUGAAAACCCCAGGAAGUAUUACAAACAGGGCUGGCGGAACAUCAAAGAUUAAAGCCUACAGAAUAAUGACACCACCUUCUGCUGGAAAAGCAGCAAGCUGGGGGAAGAGCACCAUGGAGCUUGAAUCCAAGUCUGACAGCUCGGAUCAAAGUGAUCUAUUUUCUUUUGCCAAUGCACCUACAUCCAAUUUUUCUGCUCCCCGCUGCAAAGUUGACGUCUUUAAAAAGAUCCAGAGUCCUGACCCUCAAAUAUCACAAGGAAAUGCCUUGAAGCUAGCUGCAGUGAAAAGGAUGAGAGAUGCCGGCUGGACUGCUGUCACUGGCUGUGACAAGAAGAAGAAGACGAUUAAUGAAAAGAUCUUUGCUUAAGUAGCGCUGACAAUGGUCAGAUUAACUGAUGAGUAGUAAUAAUAGGCAGAUUGUGUGUUUAUAUUAAUAUGCUUAGGUAGUUGAGUUUGGGGUCAAAUAGACGGUAAUUAACAGCCAAACCUUUUUCUAUUAUUUCUUAACGUACAUAGUAAGUAUUGCUGUACUUACUGUUAACAGAAAGAUUUAGGUGUUCGUUCCAGCUUUUGUGGCAAGUUUGUUCAGAGUUCAGUGUUAAGUGACUGUAGAGUCACCCUCUGUGCUUUCAGGUACUUUGGAAAAUGUUCUGUUUGUUGUAGCACUGUUGUAUGGAAUAAUUUAUCUUUACUGGUGUUCACAUGAAAUCUUAUUCAUUCUGCACAAGUUUAUAUUGCUGGGGUGGUGUCAUGUGUUACUCUCUUAAUAUAUGUAUUUAAUAUUCGUGUGUCCUAGUAUUGGCAGCGAUAUAAGUAAAAGUUGAGGUCAAAUUGA
Messenger RNA from Monopterus albus (swamp eel), 3698 nucleotides. It is a transcript of the gene sycp1, whose product is annotated as synaptonemal complex protein 1. Gene Ontology annotation, molecular function: double-stranded DNA binding. Gene Ontology annotation, biological process: lateral element assembly; meiotic DNA repair synthesis; chiasma assembly. Gene Ontology annotation, cellular component: male germ cell nucleus; synaptonemal complex; transverse filament. The transcript has 34 exons. Bases 141 to 3230 code for a protein of 1029 amino acids. The record is from RefSeq and is a predicted model, not a curated record. NCBI's taxonomy places the organism in Eukaryota, Metazoa, Chordata, Actinopteri, Synbranchiformes, Synbranchidae.